Messenger RNA from Fukomys damarensis (Damara mole-rat), 852 nucleotides. RefSeq names its product retinol binding protein 4 (gene Rbp4). Bases 18 to 623 code for a protein of 201 amino acids. The record is from RefSeq and is a predicted model, not a curated record. Gene Ontology annotation, biological process: retinol transport. Gene Ontology annotation, molecular function: retinol binding; retinol transmembrane transporter activity. The transcript is spliced from 5 exons. NCBI's taxonomy places the organism in Eukaryota, Metazoa, Chordata, Mammalia, Rodentia, Bathyergidae.
GCGGACUCCUGCGCGACAUGGAGUGGGUGUGGGCGCUCGUGCUGCUGGCGGCUGUGGGCGGCGGGCGCGCUGAGCGCGACUGCAGGGUGAGCAGCUUCCGAGUCAAGGAGAACUUCGACAAGGCACGAUUCUCUGGGCUCUGGUACGCCAUAGCCAAGAAGGACCCCGAGGGUCUCUUUCUGCAAGACAACAUCAUCGCCGAGUUCUCUGUGGACGAGAAAGGCCACAUGAGCGCCACGGCCAAGGGCCGAGUGCGUCUGUUGAGUAAUUGGGAAGUGUGUGCAGACAUGGUGGGCACCUUCACCGACACUGAAGACCCUGCCAAAUUCAAGAUGAAGUACUGGGGCGUAGCCUCCUUUCUCCAGAAAGGAAAUGACGACCACUGGAUCAUCGACACGGACUAUAAAACGUUUGCUCUGCAGUACUCCUGCCGCCUGCUCAAUCUCGAUGGCACCUGUGCCGAUAGCUACUCCUUUGUGUUCUCCCGCGACCCUAACGGCCUGACCCCGGAGGCUCGGAAGAUCGUGAGGCAGCGGCAGGAGGAGCUGUGCCUAGAGAGGCAGUACAGGUGGAUUGAACACAAUGGUUACUGUCACAGCACAUCAGAAAGAAACUUUUUGUAGCAACAUCAAGGAUGUAAAGUUUCAUUUGAAAACUUUCACUUAACUCUGAAUCUUUAUCUCUAUUUAUCUUGAGAGUUUAGUUUGCCCACCUCUCCUUAUCUUCCCUGGGUGAACAUAAAAAUGUAUGUGGGAAGGAGAGAAUUUGUAUGUCCUACUGCGGUUUUCUGAGGGACUAUUUGAGGGUUGGGAUUCCAAACUUUGAUUUAUUAAAAUAUAGUCACCAGCUUCC